Messenger RNA from Fusarium mangiferae, 1932 nucleotides. RefSeq lists its product as uncharacterized. Gene Ontology annotation, molecular function: transcription cis-regulatory region binding; zinc ion binding; DNA-binding transcription factor activity, RNA polymerase II-specific. NCBI's taxonomy places the organism in Eukaryota, Fungi, Ascomycota, Sordariomycetes, Hypocreales, Nectriaceae. Gene Ontology annotation, cellular component: nucleus. The record is from RefSeq and is a predicted model, not a curated record. Gene Ontology annotation, biological process: positive regulation of transcription by RNA polymerase II. Bases 1 to 1932 code for a protein of 643 amino acids. The transcript has 4 exons.
AUGGAGUCCAAUCAGAGCAUAACCGCAGAACAACCGCGAUCGUUUACCCGAGGGAGACUGUCGCGUGGCAAGGGAUUGCGCAAAACCACAGGAUGGCAAUUAUUCAGCUUGAAUUGUCGUCGACGACACAUUAAAUGCGACGAGAUCAGGCCGCGUUGCGGUGGCUGCACCCGAAAAAAAACUCGUUGCGAAUAUGGCAAAGUUCAGGGCACAAAUAGGCGCACUCGACAGCAAACAAGUCCCAUAACCUCAAACCAAGAGAAUUGUAACGCCGAAGUCCCCCACCAUGAACAAGCAGCUUCUCCUAGCGGAGCUACUAUCACGGCAGAGCCUACCUCCUUGAGGCAACAGCAAGACCAGCCUCGCGACGAGAUAAGUGUACAGGACGCGCAUCUGCCUACGGAUGAUCAAAUCUUGCCCGCCAAUAGUUCGCAAUCAUACGAUACUAUUGUUGUGGAGCAUACAGAGACUAACCAGGAAACAAGGAACGUAAAUACGCAGUUUGGACAGGUACCCCCCAACAGCCUCGGGUCGCACACCGACUAUGGAAAUGGGACUUAUCCUUAUCUCGAUUCUAUAGUUUACGGUCUGCCAUCGCCCGUUCAGCUUCCAUACCACCCCAUAUCUAUGUCAUAUGGAAGCUCUCCGGAUGCUUCACUGACGUUGAAAUGGUUAGAUCUCCUGGUCGGAGACGCGGCCAUCACUCAUGGACCAUUGCCUGAGACCAAUCCUGGUCCAGAUGGCCCCAACAUAUUUGGCAAUUCCGCUGCGCAGUCCCCAUCGAUAUCAGGAGAAGCAGGUGCAUCUUACGAUAACGACCAAAUCGGACCACCUGAGCCACAUACGAACGGGUUGAGAGUCGAGACGCGCAAUACGUACUUACGAGAACGCAUUCCUUCUCGAGAAGACGGAUCUCGCGAGAAACACCAAACGUGGCAGGCAUCAGAGCCUAUUAGUCUUCAAACACAAGAACUCACAUUGUUCCGCCACUUUACAGAACAAAUUAGUCAAUGGUUACACAAUGUUGGACUCAUGAACGCCAUCCUCGCUCUUUCUGCCCGUCAUCUCGACAUACUGAAUCGCGAUAUGCCUGCUAAUGCGGCAGGGUUACGCCCGACGCAUGAUGACACCAUCGACUACUACUACAAGACGCUUCACUACUGCCAAGAAGCCAUGCAAUACCAUAGCUAUAAGACGAGCCUCGAGCUCUUAGCCAGUGCCUUCAUCAUCUCAGCUUACGAAAUGCUCGAUGGCUCUAAUGCGGAUUGGGAGAAGCACCUUAAAGGUGGUUUUUGGAUACAACGUUCUCAAACAAUCCAUGGACACUCUGACGGGUUGAGACAAGCAGUUUGGUGGGCUUGGCUGUGCCAGGAUGUUUGGGCAGCCUUCCGUGAGAAACGCAAACCAUUUACGUUCUGGAUGCCGAAUCGUCAUCUGGCUGACCUAACACCAAGUGAAUUAGCAGCGCGCUCCAUUUACAACUUUGCACAUGUCGUUGGGUUCUGUGCCAGAGAUGAUCCGUCCACAAUUCCGGAUUACAUAGCUGUCAAGAUGCAGGAAGCUGAUAGACUCUCUCGACAGCUAGAAGAUUGGGCCUCUUAUCUGACUUGCGAGUUUCAGCCUCUUCCUAUGCCUACUCCAGGUUCUGAAAAGAAUCCGUUUCCAAAAAUCUGGAUCCAGCCACCCUCUUUUGCUGCAUCAAUGCAAGUUUACUACUGCUCACUUAUACUACUGAAUUUGCACCGACCUUGCGCUGGUGGAUACCAAGAUUAUCUAAGUAAGCAAAAAACGUUAAGGCGAUGGGCUAGUACAGUGUGUGGCAUCGCCAAAGUCUCGAGUGAUUAUGCAUCCAGCGUCUUAUCUUCACAAUGUGUUUUUAUCGGUAAAUACUCUAAACCAUUCUUGUUCGUUACUUAUGGAUUAGAAAACUAA